This is a messenger RNA of Corticium candelabrum, 2957 nucleotides long. RefSeq names its product myosin-10-like. Bases 1 to 1917 code for a protein of 638 amino acids. The transcript is spliced from 13 exons. The record is from RefSeq and is a predicted model, not a curated record. NCBI's taxonomy places the organism in Eukaryota, Metazoa, Porifera, Homoscleromorpha, Homosclerophorida, Plakinidae.
AUGGAAGACUGGCAACGUUAUCGACCUCAACAUGAGUUGCCUGCUGAUGUGCAGACAUUACCAAGAGAUGAAACUGUUUGUAAAUUUUGCGGAGUCAGCUAUCUGAUUCACAACGAGAUUAAGAAGCUUGAAGAGAAAGUUCAGUUUCUUGAGAGGCAGCUGCAACAUUAUGAGGGGUAUGAUAGAAGAGAAGAAGAACUCAAGAAGAAACUAGAAGACACGCUGAAUGAAAAAGGUGAAGCAGGACUCAAACUGGAGAAGGAGCGCACACGGCACCUUAGAACUAGCAGUGAGCUGAAAGAACAACAACAAAUAGUUGAAGAACUUGUGACUAGUAAAAAGGUACUGCAGAGCCAAAUAGUUGACAUUGAAGGAGAAAACAUUAAACGGAGGGAAAAGAUUUUGUGUCUGACUCUUUGCCUUUCUGGUCUUAAAGAAAAGGUUCAGCUGUGCAGAGAGGCUUUGCUCUUUGCUAGACAGUUGUUUGCUGAUCAGAGUAAGGCAACAUCAGACUAUGUUGUUCAUGCGAGAGAAGAAAUGAAGAGAUUGAUCAGCAGACUAAGUGCAAAGAUGAUUGAACUUUCAGUUGCUAGAGAAGAUGCUAUGGCUACAGUUACUAAGAGAGAAGAUGAACUGAAAGAAACUAAUAUCAAAUUGCUGCAUUCUAGUACCACUUUGUCUAAUCUGGAAAAAGACAAGAAAAAGUUAUCGGAUCAUUUGAGAUUAACUGAACAACGUUGUGAGGAGUUACUGGAGGCAAAGCAGAAAUUGCAGACUGAAGCAAAGGAAUACCAGAUAACAAUGACAUCUCUGGGGCAGGAAGUAGAGAGACUUCAAACGCAACUUCAACGAAUAGAAGAAGUGACAAGUUGUGACAAAGAAAGGUUUGUUGGCAAAGUAAAGAAAUUGGAGACAUCUGUGGAAACAAUGAAUAGUAAAUGUUCUUCCUUGGAAGAGCAAGUGAGAGAACAUCAGGUUCUAGUACAGACAUGGAAAGCUAAGAACAUGACAAUUGAAGGAGAAGCCACAUCUUUGAAGUCUUCACUGACUGAAGCACAAAACAACCUGAAAAUAGCAAGAGAAGAAAAUGAGAAACUUAUAGGAGCGCAUCACGCUCGUUUGGAACAACUGAGAGAAAGCUAUCAGGAAAAACGUCAUGCCGUCGAGGAACUGUACCGACAGCAAGAAGAGAAGCUCGAUUUAGAAGGUAGAAAGAACAGAGAAGAGUGUCAUAAACUGAGAAACAAAUUGCGAGAAGCUAAUGAGGUGAUGUUGAAGGAGGCGGAGAGAAAGAAAAUUAUUCAAACGUCUUCUCGACUGUUACAAAGUCAAAAUGAUGAGCUGAGUGAGCAACUGACCUUGAUGAAAAGUGACCAUUCACGAGUAAUUCAACAGUUGCGAGGUGAAAUUGCAAAGGAAAAGGCGACGAGCGAGGCAGCAUUAGGCAAUCAUAUUUCGGAAACACGUCAUUUGCGGUCUCAACUGUUGAACUUGCAACAGCAGUUGGAAGUUUCACUGACCGAAAACGAAGGGAUGGUCAAGUGUUUGGCGGCGUUGGAGAAAAAACACGGAAGACCUGCAGAUACGUCGUUAAGAACCCAAGAACUUCGAGCAACACUAGAAAAAGCUAGUGAAGAGAUAAAGUUUCUUAGAAGUACUGUACAAAGUGAGUGUGAAGAACGCAUCAGACUUACUGAAGCUUUGGAAGCUGCACGGUUGCAGUUGCAUGAAGUGCAACGGAGAAACCUGGCGAGCACAUCGUCCUUGUCAAGUCAUUCUGUUUCCACAACAGGACAAGUGACUAGGAAACAGAGCACGGCGAGUACGGGAGGCAGAACGGGUUCGGCACAACUCGAUGUAAAUAGAAGGCGAAUUGAAGCUGCUAUGGGCAGGAGCUCUCGCACUGGGAAGUGUUAACCUAGUGCACUAAAUGAGUUACGUAUAUCUUUCAUUAAUUAGGAAGCUGUCAAACACAGCACUUCAAAGACAGGAAGGUAUAGACAUGAUGAUACACAUACAUUAAUACAUGUUUGGAAAUAGACAGAGACCGCGUAAUUUGCAUGAAAGCGGUGAAGUGAAUGGUGAAGUGUGUCACUUCAAAUACAGAAAGAGAUGUGCUUGUCGACGAAUCGUACAACACCUCAGAACACAGAGAAUGAAGAUGCGAACAGAAGAGAUGACGAGAUGGUGUACUCAACGCAUGGCGUGAAACUGGCGUGACAGUGGAGGUGGGCUGUAGACUUCCACUCUUGGCAAGUAGCACAUGCUUUGCUGUCACGUUACUGUACGCCUGACAGUCCUCCUGGGAGGAAGAUGGUUCGGUUUGUAGGAACAAGAGGCGCUAUUCUGCGCAUCAUCCUGAGGACCUUUGCAGCGGUUAGUACAGUGUAUACAAUCUUUACCGAAUACAUGAUUUAGUAAUGCAAGAGCGCUCCCACGGUAUCAUGGUGUUUGUACAUGUAGUGUUGGGCAUAGUCGUCGUGAGAACGUCACCAUAUAGGACUGGACUUUACCCAAAGGAAAUGGAUAAAACGACGGUUUUCACGGCCGAUUUUUUAGAGUGAACGCUAUUUGGCUGUCGAGUUGUUUUUGAGAUUGAUUUCAUUUGACACGUUUCCUAUCUUAAUUAGUAGUAGUCGAGGUGUAAGGUGAAUUUAGGGGGUUGGUUUUAAUUAAUUGACUAACGAUCUUUUCAGUAUUAUACACGUCUGCUUAUUGUUUCAGCUGUUUGCGAUCAUCGUCUUUAGUACGACUGCUGAUCAAGUAGAAACGAGAUAUUUUGGCUUCAAUGUGUGCUUGCUCGGUCUCCACAGCGAUUCUGAUAACAAACAAGGAGAUGCCAACGCUUGCAACUAUGCAAUUGCCAUUGGAAUUAUGGCUUUUUUGAUUGCUGCUGCGUUUAUUUGUCUGGACUCGUUGCUGUAUCUUGUUAAUAUUGGAAAUGAUCGCAUACAGUU